CUGAUCUAAUCAAUCAUCAUUCAUCUUUCAAAUUCAAUUUUCGUCAUGGAGGAUCUCGAUGAUGUGGCUAUUAACACACUGAGAGGUAAUUAUUUUUUAAUGUUUUAAACGUGACGACGAAACUUGUAAUCAUUGAUAUAGAAUCCAGGCUAGAUUAGCAAAAUUGGCUAGUCGAGCAAACUAAUGGUAGUUUGCUAGCGCUAGUCAGUUUGCUAGCCCAGUUAGCUGUGCUGAACCAUUAAGGUUAACUUACUUUGUGUGUGUGUGUGUUUUGUACAUUACAGCAGCUAAUAUCAGCGAAGACCAGCUGCAUUCUAUUUCUAGAGAUGACAUUAGGGACCUCUUCCCUGGCCCAGAACACUUUUUCCGUCGAAAAGCUAUAUGGCUCAAAAUACACGUGGAAGAUAGGGGGGAAGAGGGUCCCACUGCAAUGGCAGGGCCAUCAACGGCUCAAUGUGAUGCAACUUCUCCUGGCAAGUUUCUGAAAUUCUCCAGUAUAGAAUAUGUCAUCUUUACUGACAGUGAGCUGGAGCAGGCGAGACGUUUAUAUUUUGAAAAACAAAGACUUGGGAAAGAGCUAGAGGUCACUUUAUCCAAAGAGCUUUUCUGCCGCCUGAUUCGUAACACAAUGGCCAAUAUGAUCGCCAUAGCCAGAGCAUCUGAGGAGUUCCGCUAUCCAUCAAAACACGAAGUCAUCUCCAUGGCUAAGCGCUUAGUUGAGUACUACCCGAUGAUUAAGGACAAGUCAUCUGACAAUGUGUGGGAGAAUGUGUCAAGGAAGCUCAUGAAGAGGCUCUCUAACGUGAAAAGUCCUGUGAAAUCCAAGGGUCCACCUGUUAAAGUACAACGUCGAAAUGAAGAUGCUGAUGACAGUAGUGAUUGGGACUCCAGUGCAUCAACUGUCAUCUUGGAAAGAUCACCAGCCAGUACAAGCACCCCAAAACGACUGAGGGACAACAAUGAUGAACCAUCCACAGGUUCAGGAGACUUAUUGGACAGUGAAAAAAGCCAGGCAAGACACUAUCGUACCCUCCAGGAUAUGUACAAGUCUAAGAAGCCGAACAAAGCUGCGGUUUCUCAUCUUCUUGAUUUGGAAUUCCAGUCCCGUAGACAAUUCAUUGUCUCUGACACUCUCAAAGAACAAGACAGACCGGGGAAGAUUUUAGAUGCGUACCCCUGCUUCCGAGAACUUGACCACAUCAUGGACGAGCUACGGAGGAUAAUAAACCCUGACAAUCCAGACUACAUUGCCAACAUUAAGGACAGAUGGGAAACUUUUUAUGGGAAAGUGCAGUUUUAUGGCGUAAUGAGAAAAGUCAUGAAGCCUCCAAAGACCUUGGAUGGAGUGGAACAUGCUACUGCAGUGUUCUCUGCUCUUCCACAACUUUUUCAAUCACCUGCCAUGGCGCCCAAAAAGACACGCACCCCAAGCGAAGUCUUUUUUCACAUUUUAACGUCCUGUGAAAGCCCAGACUCUUUUCUCCUAACUCGAUCCCACCCAAUCGUCCUGUUGGGGCAAGAAAACUGCCUCCUCUCAAUUGGGCCCACCACACUGUGCUCCUUUCCAAAGAUAAAAUUCCACGAGGCCAUCCUCUACCUGAUGGGCUGCUAUUACGUGUUUCAUUUAACAUAUCCGAAAUGCAUUGCCACACUGCUAUCUGUCAUUCAGACAGAAGUUCUCGGGGAUGGGCUGCAUGAGAGGGACAUCACCCCAUCCUACAAGAGAGCAAUCGCCGACUGGAAGGCAUUCAUAGACUGAGGGCGGGGAUUCGUUGAAC
Molecule: messenger RNA, 1778 nt
Organism: Clupea harengus (Atlantic herring)
Lineage: Eukaryota; Metazoa; Chordata; Actinopteri; Clupeiformes; Clupeidae
Exons: 7
Coding region: 431-1759 (442 amino acids)
Source: RefSeq, a predicted model, not a curated record